Molecule: messenger RNA, 3397 nt
Organism: Carassius auratus (goldfish)
Lineage: Eukaryota; Metazoa; Chordata; Actinopteri; Cypriniformes; Cyprinidae
Product: tubulointerstitial nephritis antigen-like
Exons: 11
Coding region: 1-1428 (475 amino acids)
Biological process (GO): proteolysis
Molecular function (GO): peptidase inhibitor activity; cysteine-type peptidase activity
Source: RefSeq, a predicted model, not a curated record
AUGUUGAAGCUCUUGAUGCUGGCCAUCAUCACAGCGUUCCUCCUGCUGGCAGAAGGGGGAAUGUCAGCGAGGACUCAGUCCCGCACUAAGAGAGAACUGGCCAGCCCGCUGCACCUCAGGGGGAUCCGGGACCCCUCUGGCUCCUACUGUCAGAGGAGAGGAGGCUGCUGCCCCGGGAGAGAUGACCAGUGCACUGUCCCUUACCUGGACACCAUCUGUUACUGCGACCUGUUCUGCAACCGCACCGUGUCCGACUGUUGUCCGGACUUCUGGAGCCACUGCCUGGGAACAACUCCUCCAUACCCUCCCAGUUCUUGUGAAAGGAACGGCCACAGAUUUCACUCAGGAGCAACAUACAAAGAGAACUGUAAUUUAUGUACAUGUGGUCAGAAUGGACGCUGGGAAUGUGAGCAACAUGCCUGUCUGAUAGAGGAUGACAUGAUCCAGGAAAUCAACAGGAGAGGUUAUGGUUGGAGGGCCACAAACUACAGUCAGUUCUGGGGUAUGACUCUGGACGAGGGUCUGCAGUAUCGUCUGGGAACACAGCGCCCCUCACGGACCAUUAUGAACAUGAAUGAGAUCCAGAUGAAUAUGAAUGGAAACGAUCAUCUGCCAAGUUACUUUAAUGCAGCAGAAAAAUGGCCAGGGAAAAUCCAUGAGCCCUUGGACCAGGGGAACUGCAAUGCAUCCUGGGCUUUCUCAACUUCAGCCGUUGCAUCAGACCGGAUCUCUAUUCAGUCAAUGGGUCACAUGACCCCUCAGCUGUCACCUCAGAAUCUGAUUUCCUGUGACACACGUCAUCAGGGCGGCUGCUCCGGUGGACGUGUCGAUGGGGCCUGGUGGUACCUAAGGAGAAGAGGGGUCGUGACAGAGGAGUGCUACCCUUUCUCUCCACCCCAGCAAACUCCUGCUGAUGUGGCUCGCUGUAUGAUGCAAAGUCGAGCGGUGGGUCGAGGAAAGAGGCAGGCCACAGCACACUGUCCCAACAGCUAUAGCUACCACAAUGAUAUCUACCAGUCAACCCCACCGUACAGAUUGUCCUCCAAUGAGAAUGAGAUUAUGAAAGAGAUUAUGGAUAAUGGCCCCGUGCAAGCCAUCAUGGAGGUCCAUGAGGAUUUCUUUGUGUACAAGAGUGGAAUUUACCGACACACAGACGUCAAUUACCUCAAACCGUCGGAGUACCGCAAACAUGCAACACACUCUGUCAGAAUAACAGGAUGGGGAGAGGAAAGAGACUACAACGGCAGAACACACAAAUACUGGAUUGCAGCCAACUCAUGGGGGAAGAACUGGGGUGAGGAUGGUUACUUCAGAAUUGCUCGUGGUGUAAACGAGUGUGAGAUCGAGACGUUUGUGAUCGGUGUGUGGGGCAGAGUCACCAUGGAAGACAUGCACAACCAUCACCACCAUCACGGACGCCGCAAGUAGAGAUCUGCAAUGUACGCCUCACUGUAUGAUGUACACCACAAUGUCAAUCAGGUCUUUUGCUGGUUUGUUAGAGUCUGAUUUCCACCAUACCGACCAAACCCCUGUGCCUUUUGAAUAUUUGUUCACACUGCAUGCAUGCAAAAAGGUGCUGUCCACUGCCCCCCUCUGUCCAAAUACACAAUCUGUCUAUGGUUGGAAUAUUUGGCCAAUAUUCUCUUAGUGGUGGAAACCAGCUUGUUACACUCCUUGACUGGACCUCAAACAGCCACAGGACUCAGAUGCACUCAGGACUCUAUUCCAAAGACACACUUCACAGGUACACAUGCGCUCAGCAUCACAACGUAUAGCUGUCUCAAAUGUCUAAUAUAGUCAUAUAUCAGGAUGUGUCCUACAUUUGGGAAUCAUUACACACCAAGGCAGACAGUCAGACAGUGAUCCAUACAUUCUGCUAAAAUGAUAGAGGGAUGGAGGAACACCAGGAUUGGAAGCAGAAGAAGGUUUUAGGACCGAUAAUUAAUUCCAAAAACAACCUAGAAUAUGUUUGUGACCGUUCUCUGCAUUUAGUCGAGAUUAAGGUUGUUUAAAAUUGCUUUAAAGCAUUUUAAUCCAAUCCAGGCCUUGUUUUCAAUGUCAGAAUCUGUUAGUUUGGCUGUUAAAUAAAGUUUAAGAGAGAUUGUACAGAUACAGGCCACUUUCUUCACAAUUGAAACAACUUCUAUUUGGUCUAAUUUUAGAAUAACAGGAAGCAAACUAAAAGAAAUGUUUUUUCAUGCUGUGAGACCAAAAAUGGACAUCAGUUACUGCAAUUUUGAAUGACCCUUUAAAAUCCAUAAGAAUUAAAAGGCUGGAAGUGGUUUGGUCAUGCAACCUAGAGUUUAAAGUGUGCUUAAGGGCAAAUAUACAAAGGCAAAGAUGACUGUUCAUCAGGACCAUUGGUUGAAACGAUUAUAAAAAAAAGAAUAUAUAUAUAUAUAUAUAUAUAUAUCACCUAUAAGAAUAAAAUCUGUGCAAGUCUUAAACUAUUGUUAUCUGUGGACUAAUGAGAUUGUACACAAACAUUGAUAUACUUUUUUUUUUUGUUCUUGUGUUUAUGAUGUUGAAUUAUUUAAUUGAUUACUAUUGCCAUUAGUAUUUAAAAAUCUUUCUUUGCUAUUCUUUUACAUAAAAAAGAAAAACAUCUUAAAUAUGAAAUUUUAGAAGUGUAAAGGAACUAAUACCACAGUGGGCCAAAAUACACAUGGGUUUGGAUUCAAUGCUGAAUUAUUGCUUUGUGUAUCUAAAUCAGGCAAAACAGCAGUUUACAAGACACCAUAAAGCAUGUUUGCUUCUCAAAUAUCCAUCUACUCAUUAUGUAGAUUAGUGUGCGUUAAUAAGCGUGAGACAGAUAUUGGUGUCAUAAAACAUUGCGGACUAUAAUAUCGUGCAUGCGCCAGAGCUCCGAGCAAACCCAUCUGCUGACUUUGAUAAUGAUAAUGUCAUUAUUAUGGUGACAUGACUAAUUGAGAAUCCUUAUACUGGUAUUUGAUUCAGCAAUACACAAUCACAGACAGAAAGACAGGGUCUUUCAGCAUAAAUCCAGAAACUGAUGUGAUAUUCUCCCCACCGGUCCAUUAACAAUCGGAGAAAUGUGUUCUCUUUUAGUCAUACAAGAUGUUUCUAUUAAAAUAAAGCAGUUAUAUGGAGUCUCGUGUCAUAAAUAUUGAAUGUCUUAAUACUGCUAGACUUUACAUUACGAUUCAUAUUAUACACUGAUUUGACCCCAAGCUGGGUUGAUCUCAUUUUGAAAUUCUUCAGUUCUGUCUUCCAGUUCUGUAAUUAUGAACGAGUAUUGUGUUAUUUAAGAACAAAGUCUGUCUGUAAAUAAUGCAUUGCUGGUUACUUAUGUGCAAUGUUACUAUGUUGUUCCUUGUAUUGUCUAUACACAAUGCACUGUUCACCUGUGACGCAAUAAAAGUCCUGAUACAUUAUA